AUGGACUCGCAUGAAAGGAGGAAGCUGAUUGAAGAAAUCCGAUCGCCGUCGCCUUCUACAGCAGCUUCUCUGCUUUCAUCUUUCGUGCUGACGCCGCAGGAUCUGUGCAGCUCUCCGUCGUUUUGGCUGCUUUUCAUGAUGCUCUUCUUUUCUUGGCAGUCUGUGCUUGUGGCUGCGUACAUGUGGAAAAUCGUGCCUUUCGCGUUCAUUCACAAGGUUCCACCCGGCACGUUCAUGGACACUGCUGAGCGGAACCUGUUGCCGGCAACUUCCUUUACGGAGGGCCUCAGCAGCUGGCAGGCGGUCACAGAUUUGCAGCUGAGUACCAUCGCGCCGUCGCCUUCUACAGCAGCUUCUCUGCUUUCAUCUUUCGUGCUGACGCCGCAGGAUCUGUGCAGCUCUCCGUCGUUCUGGCUGCUGUUCAUGAUGCUCUUCUUUUCGUGGCAGUCUGUGCUUGUGGCUGCGUACAUGUGGAAAAUAGUGCCCUUCGCGUUCAUUCACAAGGUUCAACCCGGCACGUUCAUGGACACUGCCGAGCGGAACCUGUUGCCGGCGACUUCCUUUACGGAGGGCCUCAGCAGCUGGCAAGCGGUCACAGAUUUGCAGCUGAGUACCAUCGGUGCAGUGGCGGGAGCGCUGUGUGUCGCUGGGCGUUUGGUCUGGGGUUACAUCGGCAACAAGGCCGGCAACAAACGAGCCAUGAUCAUCAUGAAUAUCUGCAUGGCGGCUCUCCUAAUUACGUUCAUGAACAGCAGUAUGACGUCUCCUAGGAACUUCGCAAUAUGGCUCGCUCUGCUUAACGCCUGCCACGGAGGGCUGUUCUCGUUGCUGCCGUCAUUGACUUCGGAUCUAUUUGGACACAAGAACUUCGGGCCAGUAUUCUCGCUUCUUUUCGCUGCAAGGCUUUGCGCUGCCGCCUGCAUUUGCGUCUUGACGAAGGUGGUUCUUGAGCUUACGGACGGUGUGACGCUCUGCAUGACUUUGGCAGGAUGCCAUGUACUGUGCGCGGGGCUGGCCCUGGCCUUCCACCCAACAGAAGCACUGCCGAACCCAUACAAGCUUGUGAUGACUUGA
Eimeria mitis is the source of this 1074-nucleotide messenger RNA. RefSeq lists its product as uncharacterized. Lineage: Eukaryota; Apicomplexa; Conoidasida; Eucoccidiorida; Eimeriidae. The coding region runs from base 1 to 1074 and encodes 357 amino acids. The transcript is spliced from 7 exons. The record is from RefSeq and is a predicted model, not a curated record.